Molecule: messenger RNA, 996 nt
Organism: Cyphellophora attinorum
Lineage: Eukaryota; Fungi; Ascomycota; Eurotiomycetes; Chaetothyriales; Cyphellophoraceae
Exons: 4
Coding region: 1-996 (331 amino acids)
Source: RefSeq, a predicted model, not a curated record
AUGGACUACCUGGGCCUCUCGGAUCGGACUCGAUCAAUAUAUAUAUCAUAUCUUGCGGGUCUGGCACUGAAGGCAUUCCGAGUGUCUAUCAGCAGCCUCCUGUUGGGGUGGACUUUGGAAGACGAUCAAGGGCGACGACGACCACUAUGUGUACAGGGACCAUGCCAGCAAGAUCCCACUGGCUGCGACUUCGUGAAGGACUACAAGGACGAGUUCGACGUCGCCACUGCCACACGAUUGGAACGGCCAGUACAACACUUUACCUUGCUCGCUAUCCAACCACCCCUUCGUCACUCGUGCUUUGGUCAAGGCGACACUGCAGAACUGUCCUGGCUUCGAUCAAGGCGACACUGCAGAACUGUCCUGGCUUCGGUCAAGGCGACACUGCAGAACUGUCCUGGCUUCGAUCAAGGCGACACUGCAGAACUGCCGGCUUUGUUCUUCCUCCAACACCACCUCCUAACCAGCUUUCCUUGCGUCUGCGCCCCUCAAUCCACUUCGACGCCUGCCUCCACCACCACCACCACACGAUUCUCCUUCGCCCGUGGUGAGUCUACCAGCGCCAUCAAUUACCACAUCGGCGAGGCUGUCCCUCAACGGCAGUCCUCCGCCAGAGAUCCGGAUGCGAUCAGAACCCUCAUCCGCGCCGCCGCCACGAAUGAGUGGGAGGAGUACGACGAUGAGUGGGUGGAGUUCGACGAUGAGUGGGAGGAGUUCGACGAUGAGUGGGAGGAGUACGACGAUGAGUGGGAGGAAUGCGAUGAUGAGCUGGUCGAAGCCCGUUACGAUGACCAUGAAUCUGCAAUCAAAGGCGCAACAGAUGCUGCCACUUUCCAUCAACUGUCCCAAAACCGACCCACGCCCGUUGCAACUCCGAUACUUCACAUCCUGGGUCCGUUCUCAGGAACAGCCAACUCCACGCUAUUCUGUGCCACCUUCAACAAGAAGAUGCGCAAGCUUGCAAAAAGUACCUACAGCCACGACCGACCAUCUUGA